Apus apus (common swift) is the source of this 3393-nucleotide messenger RNA. It is a transcript of the gene CTTN, whose product is annotated as cortactin. The transcript is spliced from 17 exons. Gene Ontology annotation, molecular function: actin filament binding. Bases 87 to 1748 code for a protein of 553 amino acids. Lineage: Eukaryota; Metazoa; Chordata; Aves; Apodiformes; Apodidae. Gene Ontology annotation, biological process: regulation of actin filament polymerization. Gene Ontology annotation, cellular component: focal adhesion; plasma membrane; site of polarized growth. The record is from RefSeq and is a predicted model, not a curated record.
GCGGAAAUCGCGGCAGCGGGAGCAGCCGCCGCCAGCCCGGGAAGCAGCGGCGGCCGGAGCGGGAGGCGGCGGCGGCGGGUGCCAGGAUGUGGAAGGCUACUGCAGGCCACACCAUUUCUGUCCAUCAGGAUGACGGAGCCGAUGACUGGGAGACAGACCCUGAUUUUGUGAAUGAUGUGAGUGAGAAAGAACAACGCUGGGGAGCUAAAACUGUGAAAGGAUCCGGGCACCAAGAGCACAUCAAUAUUCAUCAGCUGAGAGAGAAUGUAUUCCAAGAACACCAGAACCUCAAAGAGAAGGAGCUUGAAACAGGACCAAAAGCUUCCCAUGGCUAUGGGGGGAAAUUUGGUGUUGAACAAGAUCGCAUGGAUAAAUCAGCUGUGGGACAUGAAUAUCAAUCCAAGCUUUCUAAGCACUGCUCCCAAGUGGAUUCAGUGAAAGGGUUUGGUGGCAAGUUUGGAGUACAAACUGAUAGAGUUGACCAGUCAGCUGUUGGGUUUGAAUAUCAGGGGAAAACUGAGAAGCAUGCCUCCCAAAAAGACUACUCAAGUGGUUUUGGUGGGAAAUAUGGAGUACAGGCUGACAGGGUGGACAAGAGUGCAGUGGGUUUUGAUUACCAGGGUAAAACUGAGAAGCACGAGUCACAGAAAGAUUAUUCCAAGGGCUUUGGUGGUAAAUAUGGUGUUGACAAGGACAAAGUGGACAAAAGUGCUGUUGGCUUUGAAUAUCAAGGCAAAACGGAAAAACAUGAAUCACAGAAAGAUUAUGUAAAGGGCUUUGGAGGCAAGUUUGGAGUGCAGACAGACAGACAAGACAAAUGUGCUCUGGGCUGGGAUCACCAGGAGAAAGUGCAGCUGCAUGAAUCCCAGAAAGACUAUAAGAGUGGUUUCGGAGGGAAAUUUGGUGUACAGACAGAAAGGCAGGACCCAUCUGCUGUGGGGUUUGAUUACAAGGAGAAACUAGCCAAGCAUGAAUCUCAACAAGAUUAUUCAAAAGGAUUUGGUGGGAAGUAUGGUGUGCAGAAAGAUCGGAUGGAUAAGAAUGCAGCAACUUUUGAAGAUAUUGAAAAACCUGCAUCAACUUAUCAGAAGACCAAGCCAAUAGAAGCUGUUGCUAAUAAAACAAGCAACAUCCGAGCUAACUUUGAAAACUUAGCCAAGGAAAAGGAGCAGGAAGACCGAAGGAAGGCAGAAGCUGAGAGAGCACAAAGAAUGGCCAGGGAGAAACAAGAACAGGAGGAGGCCCGAAGAAAACUGGAGGAACAAGCUAAAGCCAAAAAACAGACGCCACCACCAUCUCCUACCGUGCAGCCAGCUGAGCAGAAGGCACCCUCCAGCCCAGUCUACCAGGAUGCAGUUCCCUACGAAGCAGGCUCUGCCUCCAAGAAUUCCAGUGCCACGUACUCAGCGGCGCACGAGCCGGAGCCCGGCUACAAGGCUGCAGAGUCAGACUACCAGGAAGCAGUGAGUCAGCAGGAAGCAGGAUAUGAACCAGAGACUGUCUAUGAGGUGGCAGGGGCAGGAGACCACUACCAAGCAGAAGAAAAUGCUUAUGACGAAUAUGAAAAUGAACUUGGAAUUACAGCCAUAGCCCUUUAUGAUUAUCAAGCUGCGGGUGACGACGAGAUUUCCUUUGACCCAGAUGAUAUCAUCACAAACAUAGAAAUGAUUGAUGAUGGCUGGUGGAGGGGGGUCUGCAGGGGCCGAUAUGGGCUCUUCCCUGCCAACUACGUGGAGCUGAGACAUUAAAGACUGUUGUCUACUGGUUAUGCCUUAAUUCCCCAGUCAAUAAAUCUGACCUAAUACACUACAAAUCAUGAUGCUUUUUCUGAGGAUGGGAGGGGUAUAUACAUAUUGCUUUUAUAUUUAAUACUUUGCUGAUGCUUUUUAAAAUGUUUAUGCCACAGAAAUCGCUAAUAUAUUGUAACUGUGUUCUUCACUGAGGCUCUUAGAAUUAUUUUCAUGCAUUUGGAGACAUUUCUUCUCUGCCAAAUUAGGAAUUGUCAGAAAAAGCCUUUUCGAGGACAAUUAGCUUGUCUGUCGUAAUAUUGCAUGUUUUACUCAUAAGUGAGCAGAUUUACUUAGUGUUUAAGUCUAGUUAGUCUUCCACUAAAUGUUUUCAGCUAAGAAAAUCAUGGCUAUGCAGGAUAUUUGCAUUCCCAGUAGGAGGGAGUGGGGAGGACUGGGGAGGUGCAUAAUUUUGGUUUUUUCCUUCUCUUUUUCCAGCUAGUGUGUGAAAAAGCAAAGAGAAUGUUUAAAAGUUGCAGCUCAUGGCAGUUAAUCAAAGACUGUCCAAUAUUUAUGGAAUAUUAAUGCUAUGAAGGAAACAGUCUGGUUACUUUUUCCUUCUCUUUUAAAAGUGAAGUUCCUUGGCUCUUGCAUUGAUAUUUUUUUUCCCCCCUCUCUUUUUCCUGCUCCACCUGUCCAUGGCAUUCCAGAGGAGGGCUGCAAACACUCCAGCACUGAUUGUCCCAAGUUUCUUUAUGUUUUGCUUUUGUUUCACCCUCCUCUUUUCCCAGGAAAACUUGGCAAAGCUACUAAAUGAGUGUUGAGUCACUCAGUGAGAUUCCUACUUGUUCCAAGGGAAACUGGCAUCCAGAUUUGGGACACUACCUGCAGCAAUAGUCUCAUUGCUUUCACCAGGAGCAGAAAGGUCAGGAUGGAGCUGCAGUUGCUCUCUGUGCAAUACUGCCCAUACAAAGAAGGGCCUGCUGUGCAGGGAUGACAUUUUAAUGAGUCACAUUUGAGUCAAGGAAUGUUAAUACAAGUAAUUAGGUUUAAAACUUGUAGAAAUUGUCUUCAUUUAUAAAACACACAUGGGGCAACUAUACUUUUUUUGGUAUGUUCAACAGAAACUGCCAGUAACGUUUUACUAAAUGACAGAAUUAAACCUGUUCUUUGCCAAAACUGAAACUCCUGUCAUUCUAGAAAGUUGACUUCCCUGCAGCUUUUAGGGUCCCUACCAAAGAUUGCAACUUGCAUCUACUAGUGCACAUGUUCUGUGUAUGUUCUGUCUGUUUCCACCUUCUGGUCCAAAUGGCAGUGGCAGAACUGGUGUCGCAGCUAAGAAAGAGUGCAAAGAAUUUAUAUGAACUGUACAUUUGGACCAAUGGAAUAUAGAAGGCCUGUCUAAAAAGGUAAAUUGUUCACUGGAUCUAUGAAGGAGGCAUCAUGGUGAACCAAUUUCUGGAUGGUUGGGACAAUCCUUAAUGAAUGUCAUAUUUGUUUCAUGAUGGUUUUUCUUUUUUCCUUUCCAUGGUCUCAUUUCUGUGUUGUACUUGCAUAAUAGGGUUGGGUUUUAUAUGCAGUUUAUUUUAUCCAAUUUUGCAUAGAACACCUCAUAGGGAUAUGAUUUUUUUGUAAAUUAAAUAUUCAAUAAACUUUUUGAACCAUU